CCCUUUACUCAAUCUCAGAAUGUCCCAGUAGUCAGCUCAACAUGUCUGGUCUCGAGGAAAUCUCUGAGGAUGAGCGUGUAAGGAUCGCCUCUGAUUUCGUCAAGUCCGCACCCCCUGGCGAGUUUAAAGAGGUGGUGAAUGACGUGCGUGUGCUGCUGGCUAACGACAAACUGCUGACUCGAGCAUCCAGUGUGUUCUACGAGUACGCCACUGAUCAGUUCACCACCGUCAAGGUUGAUGGAGAGGACACUCUGAUAACUAAAGAUGGUUCUUUGGACGGCUCUAAACGAUUCUACGAUCCUAAUUCUAGCAAGUCGUUCACUUACAACUACUUAAAGAACGAAGCUAGUGAUAUACAAGAAGAAGACAGAGAUGCUGAUGCUGAGAAGUGGAGAGAAGCUAUCCAGGUUGCGCUCAAACCAUACCUUGAUGAGUUUUUUCCAGCACACGUGACCGCUAUUUACGGCAAAGUUGAGGAUGACCAGGUCUCAAUAACCGUUUGCAUUGAAGACCAUAAAUACAACCCCAACAACUUCUGGAACGGCAAAUGGAAGAGCAAGUGGGACGUGAAGUUCCCAACUGCAGGAGGAUACGCUAAGGUUGAGGGGACGAUGAGCGCUCAGGUCCACUAUUACGAGGACGGAAAUGUCCAGCUUCUGUCGAACAAGAAUGUGGAGGAAUCAAUACAGCUCUCCUCACCCAACGAGGGAGCCACGAACUUGGUGGAGUACAUCAAGAAAUCGGAGACAGAGUAUCAGCUGGCAAUCAACGAGAAUUACAACUCCAUGUCCAACAAUACCUUCAAAGCGCUGCGCAGGAACCUGCCCAUCACCCAAUCCCUAAUUGACUGGCAUAAGCUCCAUGGCUUCCAAGUAGGCAAGGACAUAAUGAACAAAAGUUAACAACUUCGUGGUGGCUUAAAUUUGUAUGAUUUUGUCGAUAUAUUAAUAAUUGUACUUUGUAUUAAAAUAGUAAUGUGUUUUUUACAGUCGAAUUAUUGCGAUGAGUGAAAGCCACAGGCUGCUAAGCAUGACUUGCAUCAAUUUAGUUCCUUUACUAUUUGUAGUUCAUCGCUGUACGGGCUACUCUUUUAAUCGUAAAAACGGCUGAAUUUCAUUACUUUCUUUCCGACAAUCUAGAGAGUCGACGAAACUGGUGAUGGCACACUAUUUUCACAUUCCAAGGAUUUUUGUUUUAAAUUGAACGUCACAAUUCCGUCUCAAUUAUAAGAAUUAUUUUGUAUGGUGUUGAAAACGAUUUUAAUAACCUGUGCUAUGCGAGCAUUGUAGGAGUAUAUAUAUUUUAAGUUUACGUGUAACCAAUUUACGUGUAUGUAACUCAUUUUUAUUUUCUUAUGUUAUUCAACACAUU
Messenger RNA from Bolinopsis microptera, 1371 nucleotides. RefSeq names its product F-actin-capping protein subunit alpha-like. NCBI's taxonomy places the organism in Eukaryota, Metazoa, Ctenophora, Tentaculata, Lobata, Bolinopsidae. Gene Ontology annotation, cellular component: F-actin capping protein complex; actin cortical patch. The record is from RefSeq and is a predicted model, not a curated record. The transcript has a single exon. The coding region runs from base 42 to 902 and encodes 286 amino acids. Gene Ontology annotation, biological process: actin cytoskeleton organization; barbed-end actin filament capping. Gene Ontology annotation, molecular function: actin filament binding.